This is a messenger RNA of Rhizophagus irregularis DAOM 181602=DAOM 197198, 998 nucleotides long. RefSeq lists its product as uncharacterized. Gene Ontology annotation, biological process: dolichol-linked oligosaccharide biosynthetic process; polyprenol catabolic process. Gene Ontology annotation, cellular component: endoplasmic reticulum. NCBI's taxonomy places the organism in Eukaryota, Fungi, Glomeromycota, Glomeromycetes, Glomerales, Glomeraceae. The record is from RefSeq and is a predicted model, not a curated record. Gene Ontology annotation, molecular function: 3-oxo-5-alpha-steroid 4-dehydrogenase activity.
AAAUGCCACUUUUGUUAUUUUUAAUAAGACUUUAUUAUAUUCUUAUUACGAUAAUAAUAUUUAUUUUUUCAUUAAUCGGAUAUCUUCGAAAUUUAAUCAAAGUAUAUGGAAAAUUAGAAGAUACAAUAUCAAUAUCCAAUAAAACAUGGAUAAAUUUAUUAUCAGUACCAAAAUAUUAUUUUAAAUAUUUUUAUAUUACAGGAUUUUUAUGGAUAACAAGUAUUAUAAUUGAAGUGAUUUUAUUAAAAAAUAAUUUUAAUGGAAUAUUUUCAAUAUUUAUUCAUUUAUUUGAAAAUGAUGAUGAUAAUGAUGAUAAAGAAAUUUAUAAAGAAUAUUAUGGAAAACAAUCUUUAGAAGAUUGUAUUUUAGCUUUAUUUAUGAUGGAAAUUCAAGUGAUUCGUAGAGCUUUUGAAUGUUUUUUUAUAGAAAAACCUUCAUUAAAUUCUAAAAUGCUUAUAACUCAUCAUAUUAUUGGAAUCACUUAUUAUAUUGCGACAGGAUUAGCAGUGAUUAUCGAAGGACUUUGGAAUUUAGGUGUCUUUAAUAAAGGCCAAUUCACCUUUUUCCCGUCAUUUUCCAAUUUUUUAAAAUGGAAUACGAUAGGCGCGGUAAUAUUUUUCAUUUAUGCGUCAUAUCAUCAACAUGUUUUGCACAGGCGUUUAGCUUCUCUUCGCCAAACGACGCCCACACCAAAACCAACAACAACAACAGCAACUACUUCAACACUUACCAAAAGUUCAAUUUAUUUAAUUCCAAAAGGAGAUUGGUUUGAUUAUAUUUCAUCGGCUCAUUAUUUUGCGGAAAUAUUAAUUUAUUUUAGUUUUGUUAUAUUAACUAAAGGAAUGAAUUUAACAAUUUGGUUAAUAUUAAUUUGGACCAUUAUUGGUUUAGGUAUAAUGGCAAGAGAAAAUGAAUUUUGGGGAAGAGAAAGAUUUGGAGAGAAAUGGCCUAAAAGAUGGAUAAUUAUUCCGUUCGUACAUUAAAAAAAAAAAAAAAAA